Salmo salar (Atlantic salmon) is the source of this 3886-nucleotide messenger RNA. NCBI's taxonomy places the organism in Eukaryota, Metazoa, Chordata, Actinopteri, Salmoniformes, Salmonidae. The record is from RefSeq and is a predicted model, not a curated record.
UAACUAGUGGCGGACUGGUAACUAACUAGUGGCGGACUGGUAACUAGUGGCGACUGGAGAGGAGCGGAACAGGAAGCGACUGGGACUACACGGAAAAGGCACUGCUACUACAUCAACAGCAUUACGAUCGGGGGAUAUCUCCCUUCUCCAUAACGUAGGUUAGAGACGGACAGAUUGCAAAUAUGAACUUGGAAACAUGUACAAUUUGGGGUUGAAUGAAGCGCACAAAUAUUGGCUAAAUGUAAAGUGCACAAGUUGGUGAGGAAUCGCAAGCUAUCUUUCUGCUGUGUUUUAGCUAACCAGGCUAGCUAGCUAGCUAACGGCUCCAGGGGCGAAAUGAAGGAGGUGAAGGGUUGCGGUAUGCGGUCCUCUGUGGGCUUUCUGUCUCAGAGAAGGCUUUUUGGCAACCCGCUGAUGAAGGAAGAGUUUCAGAGACUCCGGUUGGCAGGAUGCACAAGCCUUUACCAGAAGGAUAUGCUGGGACAUUUCGGGUGUGUAAACGCCAUAGAGUUUUCUAACAACGGAGGAGAAUACCUUGUGUCCGGAGGGGAUGACCGCAGAGUGCUGCUGUGGGAUAUGGAGAGAGUGCUCCAUGCUCGCUCGGCCAAGCCUCUCAUACUGAAGGGUGAACACCUCUCCAACAUCUUCUGCCUGGCCUUCGACAGCACCAACAAGAGGGUGUUCUCUGGGGGUAACGACGAACAGGUCAUCCUACAUGAUAUAGAGCACUGUAUUCUGUUUUCCUCCAGAGGUGAGACUCUGAACGUGUUUCUUCAUGAUGAUGCUGUGUACGGCCUGUCAGUCAGCCCCGUUAAUGACAACGUGUUCGCCAGCUCCUCUGACGACGGACGGGUCCUCAUCUGGGACACGCGGCAGCCGCCACACGGAGAGCCCUUCUGUCUGGCCAAUUACCCAUCAGCGUUCCACAGUGUGAUGUUCAACCCGGCAGAGCCCAGACUGCUGGCUACAGCCAACUCCAAGGAGGGGGUGGGGCUGUGGGACAUCCGCAAGCCUCGCACUUCUCUGCUGCGGUACGGCGGCAGCAUGUCCCUCCAGAGUGCUAUGUCGGUGCGUUUUAACAGCGCAGGGACUCAGCUCCUGGCCCUGCGUCGCAGGCUACCCCCGGUCCUCUACGAGCUACACUCUCGCCUACCCAGCUUCCAGUUCGACAACCAGGGCUACUUCAACUCCUGUACCAUGAAGAGCUGCUGCUUCGCUGGAGACAAGGAUCAGUACGUCUUGUCUGGAUCAGAUGACUUCAACCUUUAUAUGUGGAGAAUCCCAAAGGAUCCUGAAGCAGGAGGCCCAGGUCGUGUGGUGAACGGAGCGUCCAUGGUCCUAAAGGGUCAUCGUUCCAUCGUGAACCAAGUCCGGUUCAACCCAAGCACCAGUAUGAUCUGCUCCUCCGGGGUCGAGAAGGUCAUCAAGGCGUGGAGCCCCUACCAGCAGACAGAGAGUCUGGGUGACCUGGAUGGUUGUGUGGAGAAUAAGUCCAGGAGUCUGUACAGCCAUGAGGAGUAUAUCAGCCUGGUGCUGAACAGCGGCAGCGGCCUGAGGCACGACUACAUCUCACAGUCCAUCCAGGAGGAUCCUCGUAUGAUGGCCUUCUUUGACUCUCUGGUGCGUCGGGAGAUUGAGGGCUGGAGUUCAGACUCAGACAGUGACCUGAUUGAGGGGGCCAUCCUGCAGCUCCACGCCAGGGGACAACGCUCCACACGGGCUGUAGGAGACGGCGCCGGGGUCCUGUUUGGGGUUGGUGCUGCUUCACCUGUACAUCCUACUGCUGCAACGGGUGACUCAGACCGCUCCUCCUCAUCCUCAUUGGCUGCACCCGAGGCUUCAGGGGCGGAGCCGUUGCUGCCCAGGAGUCGUCAGCAACAUCACCAGUCUGCGUUCUUAUUGGACCUGGUGGGAGAGGACUCUGACUCCUCUGGGUUCUGGCUAGACCCCAUGCCCCGCCCCAGCCCCCGAGACAACUCUACCCUCUCCAGCCCCACCUCCUCCACCUCCUCCUCCACCAGCUCUGAGGACGAGGAGCGCCGCAGGGUCAGCACCAGGCAGCGUAACGCCGCGCGGAGGCGCCGCAUGCACUUCCCCUGCAGGCCCAGUGGGGGGCGCCCUGAGUCUGCCCAGGCCCUGUACCCCGUGGGGGUCGACUCCUGCUCCUACCCCAAGAUCUCCAUCGAUGAGGCCUCAUCCUCCUCCGCAUCCUCCACAGCGCUGCAGCCGGACCAGGACUCGGUCCAGAUCGGGCUCCAAAGGAGGAGCUCGAAAACGGGGAGAUGUGCCAGUUCCAGCACUGCAGUGUCUCUGGACAGCCAAGACGACCAGGACAGGCUCCUCAUCACCUCCCUUCUGGCUCAGGACACCCUGCAGCAGAGGACAGAGUCCUUGGAGGGAGGGGUGACGGGGGCUGCUUUAGAGAGGAUGGCCAAGGGCUUGGAGAGUCCGGAGGAGGACAACAGUAGCUGGGUCUCUCCUUCCUCCAGACAUCACCACGGCCCCGACGUGAACGGCCUGCGGCUCCCCGACCAGACUGAGAUGACUGAAGGGACCAUCUGGCUCCAGGGACCAUCUGGCUCCAGGGACCAUCUGGCUCCAGAACUGUUUGCGUCCCCAGAUUCCAGGGGAGAGAGGGAGGCCUUAGCGGGGAAACAAACAGACACUAGGAACCAGGUGGAGGAUGAGAAGGAUGAGGAAGAGGCAGGGUUGUCUUCUCAGAGAGGCCAGGCCCUGGCCCAGGGGACGCUAAAACGUACUCACCUGGGGUCAGGAGGUCAAGGGUCAGGGGAGGGGUUGGAGACCUCGCCCUCAGAGAAGAAGUUCAAGACAUGAUGAUGACGCCUGUCGUGGGAAGGUGAACAUUUGGUGAAAGACUGACGUUGUCCCACAUUAGCCUAUUCCCUGUGGUUCUCAAACCUCUCCUCUUGGACGUUGCACAACGUCACUGUAGCCCUGAACGUCACUGUAGCCCUGAACGUCACUGUAGCCCUGAACGUCACUGUAGCCCUGAACGUCACUGUAGCCCUGAACGUCACUGUAGCCCUGAACGUCACUGUAGCCCUGAUCCUCGAGGAGAGAUGUGAGAAACACUGGCCCAUGGAAGAAGUGGGGAUCCUCGAGGAGAGAUGUGAGAAACACUGGCCUAUAUAGUACACUACUUUUCACCAGGAUCCUUUGAGCCUAUGGUUAACAGUAGUAUACUAUGUAAGGGGAAGGGGGCCAUUUCGGAUGCAACCUGAGACCCAACUUAAGGUGGCUUUUCUUUGGGUUUUUACAGUCCAGUUUCUUGGUUUGGUGACGCUAAAAAGGGUGUCGCAAUUUUGCAUUUUUGAGCCAUUGGGACGUGUAUUCUGCUAAGAGCAGGACACAGUGGCUAUGAGGGCUUGGCUCCUCUGUCUGUCAAUCAGAACAUACUGGAUAAUGAUUGGUCCAAUAUUACUGUUGGCAGCAAUGCAUUCUGGAACUCUUAGAAAUUGUUGUGACUUCUGAGGUCAAACCAUAGAUGCCAUUAAAUAUCACAAGAUCCAAAAAUAUCUAAUAAUAUUGACAUUGACAAUGGUUUUGUAAAUGCACUUCUAGUUAGUCAUUUAGUCUUAAGGCAGAUUUUCUUUCUUUUUUUAUUAUUAAAAUACGUCCGGUUUAGUUUUUUUUUUUUUGUUGUUGAAGAAAGCAGGCCUGUAAAGAAGCUCUGGUUCAGGACUAAAGGCUUCAGAUGGCACAUUUUGAUUUCUAUUGGAAUUACAGACUUGAUUCAUUUAGAUUUUUCAGUGAGAUUCUUGGUGAAGUGUCAGCAAUUCCGUGGCAAAUCUGUUGUAGCCGUGCAAACGGCUGUUUGAGUGGUGCGUUUAAAAAAAUAAAAUGAUUGUUUCAGUGUUAAGGAUGA